Messenger RNA from Limulus polyphemus (Atlantic horseshoe crab), 846 nucleotides. RefSeq lists its product as uncharacterized. The record is from RefSeq and is a predicted model, not a curated record. The transcript is spliced from 4 exons. Lineage: Eukaryota; Metazoa; Arthropoda; Merostomata; Xiphosura; Limulidae. Bases 1 to 846 code for a protein of 281 amino acids.
AUGGCAGAUACUACUAUAACCAAUGAAAUAAACAUUAAUAUCAAGGACAUUUCUAACACAGAACUUCCAUACUUUGAAAACUUUAAAGGCAAAACUGAGCCUAAUGAUGGUUACUGUAACCUAAAUGCUUACUACUUUCAUACCAUCAGUGUGAAGAAAUUCUUUACCACAACGAAACUAAGACUACAUGUUAUCCAUCAGUAUGGAAAAACUUUAGUAGGAAACUUGAAGAAUAAAGCCCUUUCUGUAUUUCAUGAAAUGAAUGAAAAGAUUGGUGAAAGUUUCCAAAAAGAAAUAAAAGUAGUGGAUCAACUGGCAGAAUUCCUUCACUCUGAAAUUGAGCAAGAAACCAAGAUUCAAGAGGAGUUAGUAAUUGUAAAGGACCAACUUUUUAUUAAUACAGGCCAUAUUAUGUUCUCUCCUCCACAACUAUCACCCAUACCUGAAUUCCAGAAAUGUGUCCAUCCAGCACAUUUUACAAUUACAAUGGCUUGUAAUUUAUCUAGAAAGUUCUCAGAGGUGGCUCCUUCAGGUCUGGUUACCAUGGUAACACUGGUAGAUAUUCUUUGUUAUCUUAUUGCUUCACAAUCAAAUGAUAGAGAACUUCCACUUGAAUGGUACCAGCUAACUCCAAGACAGGUUGAGAUGUUCUGUGAGAAUCUGGUUGCUCGCUCGGUGUGUAUAGACUGGCGUUGGUUUCUUCUUUCUGUGUCAUCUAUCCCUACUUUAUCAUUGGACAGACUGUUAACUCUGAAAAAACAGUUCACUGAAUUGGAUAAGGAAAAGACUAUGAAGUUAUCACUAGAAAUCUUCCAUGAUGUAUGUGAAAUGCUUCUAGAUCAUUGA